Messenger RNA from Monopterus albus (swamp eel), 6289 nucleotides. RefSeq names its product sulfotransferase family 4A, member 1 (gene sult4a1). The coding region runs from base 193 to 1047 and encodes 284 amino acids. Lineage: Eukaryota; Metazoa; Chordata; Actinopteri; Synbranchiformes; Synbranchidae. The transcript has 7 exons. Gene Ontology annotation, molecular function: sulfotransferase activity. The record is from RefSeq and is a predicted model, not a curated record.
CGUGAUUGGCUGCAAAUCAACUCGUCCCUGCCGUGCAACGUCCACCGCGAGCCUCAUCACCUUGAAGAGAACGGUAGCACCGUUUUAGAUAAACCUCAUCACCAUCCUUAUUUUUGAUUCUGUUUGAGUAAAAGACUCUUCGCGUGGGUUGUGCACGUUUUCGUCUUCUUGCACUGGCGGCUCGCUUCGACGAUGGCCGAGAGCGAGGCAGAUACGCCGAGCACGCCGAUUGAGUUUGAGAGUAAAUAUUUCGAGUUUGAUGGAGUGCGGCUGCCGCCCUUCUGCAGAGGGAAGAUGGAGGAGAUCGCGAACUUCUCCCUCAGAAGUAGCGACAUAUGGAUUGUCACCUACCCAAAGUCAGGCACCAGUCUACUUCAAGAGGUUGUAUAUUUAGUGAGCCAGGGAGCAGACCCAGAUGAGAUUGGUCUUAUGAACAUCGAUGAACAGUUGCCUGUCUUAGAGUACCCUCAACCUGGUCUGGAUAUCAUACAGGAACUGACGUCCCCUCGUCUGAUCAAAAGCCAUCUUCCCUAUCGAUUCCUUCCUACAGCCAUGCACAGUGGAGAGGCCAAGGUGAUCUACAUGGCUCGGAACCCUAAGGACCUGGUGGUGUCCUACUAUCAGUUCCACCGCUCUCUCAGGACCAUGAGCUACCGGGGAACCUUCCAGGAGUUUUGCCGGCGCUUCAUGAAUGACAAGUUGGGAUAUGGAUCCUGGUUUGAACACGUUCAGGAAUUUUGGGAGCAUCGUAUGGACUCUAAUGUCCUGUUCUUGAAAUAUGAAGACAUGUACAAGGAUCUGGGGACGUUGGUGGAGCAAUUAGCCCGGUUCCUGGGUGUUUCCUGUGACAAGGCCCAAGUGGAGGGCAUGGUGGAGAGCUGCAACCAGCUCAUUGAGCAAUGUUGCAACUCUGAGGCGCUGUCCAUCUGCAGGGGUCGUGUGGGUCUGUGGAAGGACAUUUUCACAGUAUCUAUGAAUGAAAAGUUUGACGCAGUGUAUAGACAGAAGAUGGGCAAAUCUGACCUGACCUUUGACUUCUGCCUGUGAGGAACGCCUCCUGCUAAAACUCCACACUCCUACAUCAUCAUUCAGUCAAUCAGUCUAAAGUUUUGGGAUUGCACAGCAAGACUUCACCAAGAAUGCAGUCUGUCUCAAGUCAACAAGACAUUAAAAAUCACACCUUUGCGGACUGAUCAAAAUGAAUCCACAGUUACAAAAAUUUUAUUGAAAUUUCUCAAUCAAUAGUUUAGCCAAGCCUCCCUCAACCCCUACUUCCACAGUAUCAUGGUAGGUUCCUACUGCUGUAUGUGUGUAGUGACCAGGGUUCAACUGAUGUCGAUUUUUGAAGGCUGAGCUGAAUUAUUGGUCAACAUUUAUAUUCACCAUCCUAUAACAUAGCAACUUUCAUAAUAGAGGUUCAAGCAAGAUGCAGAUACUUGUGACCGAAGCACACUGAAAAUCACAUGCUAAUGUGGCUCCACAGUUUCUCCUCUAAGGUAUUCAUUGUGUGGCAUCCAUUUUUACUCAUGAAAAGUUACAGAGGCAGCUUUGAACAAUGAAAAAAGAGAGAUUUAGAGAGUCCUUUCAAACAGUGUUGUGGACUUAUCCCUUCCAAAAGCAUUGAAUGGAACCAAUUGAGGUGGUCUGGACAUCUGAGUAGGAUGCACCUGUGUAGGUGCUUCAGGUAUGUCUAACUGGGAGGAGACUCAGGGCAGACGUAGAACAUGCUGGACGGAUUACACAUCCCAUUUGGCCUGGGAAUGCUUUGGAAUCCCUCAGGAAGGACUAGAGGAAGAAGCUAGGGAGAGUUGCAUAUGGGCUAUUUUGCUUAGCUUGCAGCUUAACAUUCAGGUUAUAUAAAAAUGUAGGGAGUUAUAAAAAAAAACAUUAGUUUUUUUUUUUUUUUUUUUCCCCUUUUGCACAGAGGCCUCUGUGGCCACAAUUGGAAUUGCUUUAACUAGAGAGAGGAGGUGGCAGUUAGGCCAUUUGGAAGAAUACUUUUGAGCUGACAAGAAGAGUUUCACUGGUCAACUGGUCCUGUGCUAAUACUAAGCUAUCUGUCUUGUCUUAAACAUGAUCCUACCAUUCUGAAACAUCCAGUUGAAGUCUCCAGUCUGCAACAGCAGGUUCCUCUCCUUCCCAUUCAGGAUCAGACUCUGGUGCAUAUACCUCUAUUUUCUGUCUUGCUUUUACAGUUGCAGCCUUUACACAAGGUAAAGCUCGACAAUAGGAGGAGGACUUGCAUUAUUCAUUAGGUCCUAUUCUGAUCAGUGUAAGUGCUCGUAUAUAGUGUAGAUCUUAUGCUAAUAAUUUCUGAUAUAGCCUGGCAGAGGAUGGGGGGAAUCUGGGCUGUUUGUAAAGAUGGAUUUAGAGAAAUUUGAACAUUAGGUGACUUUAAUGUCACAGAUAAGUAUAAACUACACUCAAUAUUUACAUAAAUAAGUGAAAAAGAGAAUAAUGCCAUCUCCUUAUGCUAUGUUUUGAUAACAGGCAACUUGUGUGCAGAUGGUCAAUCAGAGCUUUACUAAAAACAGCUGCCUGCUGCCACUGGAAUAAGGUUGAAACAGUAAAACAACAAAUCAGAAAAUCCAAACAAGGUGCUAGUAGAUUCUAAAAUGCCCUGGAGAACUGGGGGGUACAGCAGGGUGAUAAUUCUCUGUGGGGUCCUGGCAACCACUUUCACAUUACACAUAGUCAUGUGUCCCACUUUUAUUAAUGCAGCUGUAAAGUUACAUUUAACCUAAAACAUAUCUUAUGUUUAACGUGUGUGAUGUCUGCUGCGUGAUUUCUCAAUGCCUAGUUCACUUUUUUAAAUAUGCCAUAGCACCUAGACUUCAGAAGUACCCCAAAUCUAUUUUAAAAAUUUUAAUGCAAGUCAUGCAGCCAGUCACUGCUUUGACUUGUGCAGUGCAUAAUGGCCACAGAUAUCCACAUGUUGCCUCUGUAAUUAUUUCCAAUGUUUCUGGCUGUCAGGUGGAUAUGCAGUACCCUCUGAAACACGUAUGCCUUCAAGGGACACUAAACCUCCCCAGGGAAGCCCAGAGUAGUGAAACAGUUUUACAGUUAAUACAGUAACUGCAGGUCAGGCUACACACAACUAUUUAUUUGUGGGGAAACUGGAAUGCAUUACUGCCUGUAAGCAGGGAAUUUACUCAUCCAGCAACACUGUGCUGGUGCUGGGAUGUCGUUUGCUGAGAAAACAUACAGUAGCUAAAUAGAAAACACAAUGCUGAAAGUGAACGGCAGGUUUCACCUAGUUCAUUCACAUAUACAGUAUGUCCCUCUACUCUGCCAAACUGUUAUAUUGGUCUAACUCUGAUGCUGAAUUCAUUAGAUGUUACUCCAAGCUGGGUAGUAAACUGUAAGAGGCAAAGCCAAAACCUGUAGAGAAGAAGCUUCUCAUGCCAGCAUCAACACAGCAGCUCACUAUCACAGUGGGGAGGGUGAAGCGUGGUGGAUGAUCAUUGUUUUUGUUAUUUGUUUAAGGGUGCUGCAGGAUUUCCAGUCACCAUCACUGAUUGUCAUCAGACUGUGUAUGAGCUUGUAUAUGUGUGUGUGUUUGGGAAAAAGAGGGAGAGAGAAAGUUCCUAAACCCUUUUAGAAAUCAAAUUCAAGAACUCAUCAAUGAUUUUUAAACUCACUAUGUGUAGAAUAUGAAAACAUCCAACUUUGGCACCCCCAAGUGGUACAAUCAAAAAACACAAGAUCAGACCCAGAGGCACUGAGGUGAACAAUGCUGAAACACUCCAGGCUAUAUGACCCAGGUAGGUCAUUUGUCCCUUCCAUUGCCUGAAAUAGCACCACUAUGUUGCCAGGCAGAAUUGCACAAAUUCUGCCAACAUUAACAACAACACAGGGAGCUUCUCAUAUGACUGUUCUAUGGGCCUCAACCAUGCUCAGCUCAGAGGUUGUUCCAAUAUGACAGGCUGUUCCAAGUCUCUUAUAUUGGCUCUGAGAAGUGAGGAGGCUGCUGGGGCAGCCCUGAGUGAGGAUACACAAGUCCAUCCUUUGUGGAAGUUUCUUAUGUACCGACAUGCCCCGUUAUCAGAAAUCAGUUGGUGAAUGGAUACUGCAGAUGAAGGAAUAGAGGAAAGAACAUCUCAGGUCUUUAGCACUGUGUUUCCUCGAUUCCUCUCUCCUUACAUUUCUUCCUUCCAUCUUACAUGGGCAGGAUUAAGAAAAGACACAAGUGAGGGAAAUGACAGCCCAUAGAAGAGACUUGAGCAACAUCCAUGCAUCACAUAAACAUAAACAUGACAGCAAGUAUAGUGUAACUCCAUCAUUAGGGAAGCUUCCAUAAACAUGCAAUUGCAAUUAUGAAACCUUCAUUACAUUUUGGUUAGGUUAAGAAGUAAACACUAUGUGAAAGGCCUCACAUCAUACACUGGACUCAAACCCUACUUGCUCCUAGCCAUCCACUACUGUCACCUCCUCACCCUGAUUCUCUGCGUCUAAAUACUACUUCACCUAACUUACUCCUUUGCUCCUGUCAUAAUUACUGUGAUCACUAGGUUGCCAAACCAUAAUGUAUAACUGUUGGUGAUAAUAACCUGCUGGCACAAAUGACCCACUGAGUCGUUUUUAGAGGAGGACAGUCUCAGCCGAAAGCAACACAAAGUGUGUCAGUUUUCAUUGGAAGUGGAAAUUUAUUCUAUGAAAAUGUCUUAUGCUAUUAAUGAUGCAAUAAAUAAAUAAAAAUUCCACAAAUAGUGGCUUUAAGGACAAACACACCCCACUUCUAACACUGUGUUUCAGAUGUAAAUGUAUAUUUUGUACAAACAUGGUAGUUACUUAGCAUGUGAGAGACAAUUGCACUGUAUUAACUUGCUCAGUCUGCCUUCCAGUGGUUAAAAUAAGCAGCUGGUGUUCAUCAGCAGAUACAGUACAGUAUAUACUGUGCCAUACAUACACAGGUAAUGCUAUAUACUGCAUAAUGUGUUGUGUCUCAAAUGUACAGGUCAAUUGAAGAUGUUCAUCUUUAAUAUUUAAGGUUUUUCAGAAAUUUUUUUUUAUUUCACUUGAUUGCACCUAAAAAUAAAAGAAUUAUAGAAGCUAAGAUGUAAACAAAAACACAUUUACAUACAUACAGAGGUGUUUACACUAACAAAUAUUCACAUAUGCAGUAUAUGAAUUUAAAAGUAAACGGAGUGGUAGGAAGCUACCAGUUUUUACAAAAACAAGAAACACACGAGGAGAACAUUCAAUUAAAAUAAGGCCAGGACAUUGCUUUAAAUUUAAUACAGAGGACUGAUAACAAAUUUUACUGAUAAACAUGGUGAAUAAAUCUAGUUCUGUACCAUAUACCAAUACAGAACUCUGUCAGCAGAUUUUUCUUAGGAGGAAUUCUGUUUGUUUUAAAAUUUAAAGUUUGGAAGUACAUUGAAAAGCUCAAGCGCAAUUUAAACAACAUUUAAUUUAGGAAUGUGCACCAUGUGAGGACAAUAUUCACUAAAAUCAGUUCUUAGAACUAUGAGAUUAAUACAGAAAUCACAUGAAUUACUAAUGUAUAUUAGUGGCUCAAAUUCAGAAAUAAAUUGGACACCCCUCGGCAAAUUUCAUAUUUUGUUAACUUUAGAAAUAAAAGGAAAUAAAUGAAACCCCUGCAGCAGUAAUAGCAGACAGGAAAUGUCAUCAGGAACUGUCAGGUGAAAUUCUGACUCUGCAGUCCUUGUGGUAACAGUCAACAAUAAUACUCCUCUCUGAUGAUCUAAGAGAUGCCUACUAAAUGUGAGUGUAUGAAAAGUUAUCAGUAUACUUCUUGCCUGAAUUUCCACUGUCUGAGACAUAAUUAAGAAAGUUAGGGGAACUGUGGAUGCCAUGACAAGAUCUGGAAGAUCAUGAAAACUUGCAGAUCUGACUGGACAUUUGCUGGGUAGAAGGGCAAAGCAAAGCAAAACUAAAUAAAGAAAGAAAACAAAUAAAAGGUUUAAUCAUUGCAGAGGAGCAGGAGUGGUGGUGCCAUUGUGUAGUGAUGAUGCACAAAUAUAGAAGAGUCAUCAGAAGGAAACUAAAUCUGCAACCUCCUUGCAAAGGUCAAAAGCCUGCAAAGCAACAUUUGAAUAAGUCAGGGUGGUUUUGGAAACAAGUGCUGGUUAGAGUGGGGGUUAGAGUGUAGAGUGGAUUCCACUAAAACAUCAGCAAAUUGUGGAUGUAGACAUCAGGCAAUCAGUCAAAUUGAAACUUAAAGGAGUCUGAGCUUUACAACAGGACAAUGAUGAGAUUGCAUACAACAAAAGUUGGUAUGACUCUCAUACACAUCUAUAUCAUAUACUUAGUAUAUACAACAGCA